AUUUUUGACUCGUGAUAUCCAUAGAAAUACCUACAUUAGACAACCUGAAUCUCCUCAAUCAUAUGAAUAUUUUUAUUAUUUGAGUAUGUUGCGUUGUUUUCAAAAAUUAUUUAUAGGCGUUCCUAAAUAUCAAUACUUCAGAAAUUGUGGUAUCACAGCGAGUGCUACGAAAACGCACCUUAAACAGUUACCUAAAUGCCUCAAAAAGAUUGCGCUACCUUAUCAUGAAAAUUCAACAGUAAUUUUCAGAAUAUGGGGUAUAAGUAUCUUAACAUGGCUCGGUUUCACGUCUGAAGAUGAAGGAAAAGAGUCGGAAUUAAUAAUGACAUUAAAAAGAGCUGUGCUUUGUAUGAAAAGAGAACAGUACAAUACAGCAGAGCAAUUAUUACAUAUUGCAUUGAAAAUAGCACAGGAACAGCAAAAUGAACAAGGAAUUGUCUAUUGUUUUGAUCUGAUGGCUAAUUUAGCAUUUGACCAGCAAAUCCUUGAUAAGGCAGAAAAGUUAUUUGUGACGGUGCUACAAAUUUUAUUGAGCAAAGGUACAAAACAAGACGAUCUCAAAGUGAUACAUAUUAGUCUUAAACUUGCUAGGAUUGCUCAGUUGAGAGCUGACCUGGAGAAGGCUGAGUUGGGUUACGAGUGGUGUCUUGAAAAAAUAAAAAACCAAAGAAAUGAUGAUCUAGACACUGAAAUACUUUCUGGUGUGAUACAAGAUUGGUACGCCCAAUUUCUACUGGAUAAGGGGGAUAAUCAAAAAGCCUUAUUCUAUCUCAAAGAAGCAUAUAGAGUAUGUGAAAAAACAAUGGGUGCAAAUAAUGAGAAAUCCAUGCUUCUUCUGAAUGAUCUAGGCAUAACAAGCUUUAGAGCUGGAGAUAUAGCAAAUGCUGAAAUUUUUUUGAAUGAAGGUAUCAAAAUUGGGCAAAAAGUUGAUGAUCAAACACAUGUAGGUGUGUUACAUGCAAAUCUAGGACUUGUAUUACUGCACAAAGGAAUUGUCGAGAAAGCAAAAACAUUGUGUAAAGAAGCUUGGAGUUUAGGUAAAAAGAAUAUGAAUAAUGAGACUAUGGAGCAGGCAAAUUAUUGUUUUGAACAAAUAAAGAUGAAUUUGGGGAAUAAAUAAGAAUAAUUCAUAUAAAUUUUAUAUUUUAACAAAUAUUACUAAUUACGAUGUGAUAUAGUGAUUAAAUAAUCUUACAUUUUA
Molecule: messenger RNA, 1201 nt
Organism: Coccinella septempunctata (seven-spotted ladybird)
Lineage: Eukaryota; Metazoa; Arthropoda; Insecta; Coleoptera; Coccinellidae
Product: tetratricopeptide repeat protein 19 homolog, mitochondrial-like
Exons: 3
Coding region: 86-1120 (344 amino acids)
Biological process (GO): mitochondrial respiratory chain complex III assembly
Cellular component (GO): mitochondrial inner membrane
Molecular function (GO): protein binding
Source: RefSeq, a predicted model, not a curated record